AUGACACGGAGCAACCCCGCAUCCGACGCCAGGCCGCGAGGCAGAUGCGCAUGCGACGCGUGGUUCACCGGUGGGGACUGCAGCCUCCUCAACCUCGAGCCAGCAGCUUCGCCUGAAAGCGCCGGGCUCCAGGUACCCGGCUACCACUCGUGGGGCGGGCGGUGCACCUACGAUGGCGCGACGGGCAAGUAUGUCGGCGCCUUUAGCAUGAUGGUCGGCGGUUGCUCUCUCAACCAGUGGCAGUGGGGGAGCGCGAUUGUGGUUGCAGAGGCGGAUGCACCCGAGGGUCCGUACUCCCUCAUCGGUGAGCCGCCCUCCUCGCUCGCGCCCGAGGGCGCGGCGCUGCCGCCGUGGGCGCACAACGCCUUCCUCAGCUUCGACCCCGCCUCGGGGCGCCACUUGCUCUUCCACAUCGGUGCGGAACACCGCCUCCCGGCAAAUAAGUUUUGCAACCGCUCCGACCCACGCCGCUUCCGGCCGUCGGCGUGGGUGCCAGCGAACGCACGGCGGCAACUUGUGCAGCCGCGGCAGCGCGGCGGCACCCUCGACUACCUCUCGGACCCAAUCUUUGUCUCCUCAGCGCCGAGCCCAAGGGGCCCGUGGGAGGUGCCGGGCAGGCGGGUCGAGCUGAGCGGCCCCGCCGACUCGUGGGUGCGCCGCGUGUCCAACCCGGGUCCCUUCAUCUUCCCGAACGGCACCGUCCUGCUCUACACCUCGGCGGACCCCUGCCCGCCCGGCUGGGGCCGCGCGCCGACGUGCAUCGCCCUCUUCCGCGCGCCCUCGUGGGAGGGGCCGUACACACUGCUGAGCACCAGCGCGCCGCUUGUCCGGCCCGAGAGCGAGGACCCGUUCGUCUUUCGCGACCCGCGCGGAAGCUUUCACAUGCUCACGAAUGUCAACACGUUCCACCGCCGCUGCGAUGCGGGCGCCGCGUGCGGCGGGCACGCGUGGAGCCUCGACGGCCUCACCUGGAGCGGGCAGGCGAUUGGCGCCUUUGGCCCCACCGUGGAGCUCGCAAACGGCUCCUCCUUCACGAACGCGUACGCGGAGAGGCCGCUCGUCUACCAAGACGCUCUCGGCGCCCCCGUCGCGCUCUUUGUCGGGAUGGGCCGCUCCGUCUACGCAGACUCGAUCAGCUGGGCCUGGCGUUUCGCCGGGUCCCGGCCUCUCGCGCAGGGUGCGAGCCCAGCUCGAGCGUUGGCUCACAAACAAAACGAACGAAGGAAGGCACAAGACGCACACAAAUGGACGAAAUGA
Molecule: messenger RNA, 1257 nt
Organism: Emiliania huxleyi CCMP1516
Lineage: Eukaryota; Haptophyta; Isochrysidales; Noelaerhabdaceae
Exons: 1
Coding region: 1-1257 (418 amino acids)
Source: RefSeq, a predicted model, not a curated record